GAGUACUUGUGCCAUUCGCCUGGUCAAUAGACAAGUGUGUGCUCGUAGAGCUCAUACCCUUGGAUGCCAGUUUGACAUUAUGCUGGAUUAUGACCAGCUUGAGAGCGCGUGACUCAAGUCGUGUAAGGAUUAUUGAUUGGCGUACUGGGACACUGCAAGGGAUGAAGACGGUGUCUGCAACGCCGAUGUACAACAACAGUGAACACAUCGAUAGCCCCUUUUGCUCAGCGGCAAGCGAUAGCUCAGUCCGUUUCUAUUUUCAUAUACUUACUGACCUAAAGAUUAGUAUCUAAUAGCAAAUCACAUACUUGCGAGACAGAAAGACUACUGAGCUACAGCGACCAGUGCUGUGCCAACUACAGGCUCUGGCCUACAGCCGUCGACCCUUGCUAUUUGCUUUGGGAUAGUUACGCGUUUCAUCCUGGCGUAUUCAGGGAGCCAAAGGGCGCACGGCGGGUGACGCUACAGAGGACGUCCCAAACUGCACCCGAUGGGCAAGAAGAAGGCCAGCGAGGAUGGCGAGGAGCAACCAAAGCAUAAGCGACCCAACAAUUUCUGGGCGCCGUUCAAUACAUGGUGGCGAGAGCUUCAUGAGCAGACAGGCAACCGAGCUACCGUCAACGAAAUGCGCGAGUGGUACGCCCAGAAUGCGCGACACGUAUGGCCAGCGGAGCUGAUGCCGAGCGUGGAUGAGAUGCUCAAAAUCGCGAAGGGCCUGCGGACCAUCAAACAGGUCAAGGACUACUUCCGAGGCUAUCGGAGGAUGCUGAAGGGGAAGAAGGAGGGUGACCUCGUGGGCCCCCGCGGCGGCCUUGUACGCAAGCCAUCCCACGGCGGCAGCCGCAGCGGCGGCGGCGCCGGCCCCACCGCCGCGGCCGUCAUCAACCAGGCCGUCGUGAACGGCACCCUGAACGGCACCGCCGGCUCCCUCCUGGCAGUCGUGCAGGCAGCCCAGCUUCAGGUGGCCCUGGCGGCGGCCCGCCAGGCGCAGCAGCAGCAGCAGCAUCAACAUGCCGCCGCCGGCGGCUGUGGCAGCGGCACCGGCGCCGGCGGCUACCAGACCGGCCUGCCUGACCCAGCAAUGCUGGGCGCCGCGGCCGGCGCAGCCGCCGGCGCCGCGGCAGCGGCCGCCGCUUCCGGGGCUGGUGGCGGCGGCAUCCCGGAGGGGUCGCUGCCCUUCCUGGACUGCUGGGGCUUCCAGAGCGAGGACGCGGCCAUGGCGGCGAUGGACGUGGUGGGUGACGUCAGCGAUGGCGAGGCCCUGACUGACAGCGAGCACGAGGACGGCGCCGUGCAGGCGCCGUCGGAGACCACCUGCACGCGCACGCACAGCCACAGCCACACCACGUACGGCGCGACGACAAUGCAGGACACGGUUGGCACCGGCGCGCCAACCGCCACCGCCACCGGCCUGACGCACGGCGGCGGCGGCGUGACGGCGGCGCUGGCGGAGACUGCCGCCGCCGGGCCCAUGAGCGCGGUGGCGGCCGCCACCGCCGCCGCCACGGUGGCGCAACAGUCUGACCUGCUGUCGCUGCUGACCAACCCGGAGGAGGGCGGAAGCAACGAGGAGCACCCGGCGGCGGCGCCCUCGCAGGACGGUGGCCACGGCGGAGGAGCGCCGCACGCUCUGCCGUACGCGCCCAUGCCGUACCACGACCCCUGGGCCGCCAUGCAGCAGCAGCAGCACCCAUACCAGCACCAUCACUCGCAGCACAUGGGGCCCGCAGGAGCAGCUCCUCCGGCGUCGGCAUCGGCGCUGCCGCCGCAGCACCCGCAGCACAUGCCGGCGUCCUACGGCAUGCCGCCCGGCAUGGCCGCCCGCCGCUUCCUCCGCGCCGUCCGCACCUCUGGCGGCGGCGCCAGGACGACUGACGGCGCCGGCGGCAGCCCUGCCUCGGGAGCCGCGGCAGCGGCAGCGGCGGCGGCCGCCGCCGCCGCCGCCUCCGUCUUCAACUCCGCCGGCGGCGCCCCCGGCAUGCACCACCACCACCACCACCAUGCGAGCGCUGGCGGCGCGGCGGCGGUGACGUGCCGGCGCACGCGCAUCCGCACCUCGGCGGGCGGCAUGUGGCAGCAGGAGGUGAUGGAGGCAGUGGAGCUGUCGGCGCCGUCAGGCGUGCCGUACGGGCUGCACAUGCCGCCGUACCCCGGCAUGCCCCUGCACGACGACCCAGCCGCACCUCGGCCGCCGGUCGACACCAGCGGCCCGGCGGCGGCGCCGCCGCUGCCCAUGCCGCAGUUGCUGCCUGGGCCCGGCGAGGAACACGGCGGGCACGGUUCGGUGCACGUGCGUCUGGCGGCGCCGCCGCCGCGCAAGCAGCUGCGCUGCGGCGACCGCGGUGUCGCCAGCUGCAGCCAGGAGGAGGGGGACGCCUGCGCCGCAGCCAUGGGCGCCGUGGGCAGCGGCGGCGGCGCGAGCAUGCAGCUAUCCCAGCACCACCCGCACUACGCGCACCACGACUCGGAUGCAAGCACGAUGCCCUCGAGCGGCGGCGCCGGCUCCUUAACCUCGUCCGGGCCUGCAUCGGUGCCGGCGGCGGCGGCCGGUGCGGACGGCUGUGACGCCACGGCGGCGGCGGCCGCUGCCGCUGCGGGCGGCCUGAACCCGGCGCGCCGCAUGGCCCAGUCCUAUGGCGGCUACCCCGCGUCCCUGUCUACCAGCACCGCCGCGCCGCCGCAGGUGACGUCGGGCGGCGCGUUGCGGCACAAGCCGCCGCACGGCGCCUCGGCCAUGGCACUCAGCGACGGCGGCGCGGUGUACGGCGCCGGCGCCGCCUACCCAGUGGCGGCGAUGCACCAGGCGGCGGCGAUGCACCAGCCGCAGCAGCAGCAGCAGCAACAGCAGCAGCAGCAGGGGUUGCACAGGCCCGGAAGCUACAGCGCAGGUCACCCGCAGCAGCAGAUGACGGCGGCACCCGCGGCGCCUGCUCCCGUCUGGCCGCACUCGCAGCCGCAGGCCGCGCCGCCUCAGGCGCACGGCUACCAAGGCUACCCGCCACCGCAUCCCGCCUACGGCUACGCCGCGCCGCGGCACGCACACGCACACGCGGCCUACGCGCACCACAUGCCGCCGCCGCCGCCGCACCCGCACUACCACGCCUACGGCUACGCGGCUGCUGGCGGCGCGCACGGGCACUACCCGUCUGGGCCGUACGGCGCCGCCUACCCGCCCCAUGCAAUGCCGCCGCCAUACGGUCACCCGUACAGCCACAUGUACGGACCGUACGGCCAUUUCUACGGCCUGCCGCCCACGGUUCCGGAGGGUUCUGAGGCCGGCACGUUGCCAGAGCAGGAGCUGCAGCAUCCCGGCGCGUACGCCUACACGUACGCGGGCAUGCCGCCGCACUCGUACCACCACCACGGCUACGUACACGCGCCGCCGCCCCCGCACGCGGCGGCAGCGCACCCGCAGCCCCACAUGCCCAGCCAGCCGCAGCAGCACCAACACCAACACCAGCCGCCGCCGCUGCAACCCGUUGCGUCAGUGGAGCCGCCUGGCACUGGCCCCAGCACCGAGCCACAGCAGCAGCAGCAAGCGGCUGGCGGUGCCGCUACAGCCGCGGCGGCGGCGCCGCCACGCCCUUUGCACCUGGGCGAGCUGCCUCAGGGGCUCUUGGCGGGCGGCGGUGUUAACGGCGUUGGUAGCGGCGCCACUGAGUCGCUCAGUCUGUCAGGUCUGUCGGCGCUGGGGCUGGCGGAGAGCGACAAUGAGGGCGAUGAGGCGGCCAGCGGCGGCGGCGCGGCGACGGCAGCGGCCGCCGCGCGGCAGGCGCGCGGCAGCCACGGUGGCGCACACCAGCACCACCACCCGCACCACCACCGCCGCCAGGGCGCACAGGGCGCACAGGCGCAAUCCCAGUCGGCUCAGGCGCAUCAGCAGGGCGAGGGCAGCUCCAAUGACAAGCCAGUCGACGCCGUAGCCCGGGUCGAGGCGGUGGCUACGCCCUUGCGGACAAGGCUGGCGGGCGCCGCUGGCACGGGCAGUGGGGACCCAGCUGCCGACGCCAAGGCCGGAUCCGCAGUUGAGGCCAAGAGCCCGCGUGUCAAGCAGCAUCGGCAUGGCGAGGAGGCUCCUGCCCGGGACGAGUCAGGAGCUGCUGCGGUGGCCGCGGCCGGAGCACCGCCGCCUCCCUCCUUCCUAUCCACGCCGGUCCCCGCCUCCGCCCGGCGCCUCACCGGCGGCGGCCACGCAGCAGGGCCCCACGGCGGCCACGCGUUGACACACUCCAUGACCUACACGCAUCUGCAAUCCCAGCUACGCCGCGAGGCGCGCGGCAGCAGCGGCGGCGCGAAUGGUGGCGCGUCCGAUGCCGCAGCCGCCGCCCCCGCCCCCGCCCCCGCCAGUAGCCACGGCGGCACCGGCAGCGAUGGCGGUCACGAUGGCACUGCGAGCGUGUACUACAAGACGCCCAAGACGGGCCACAAGCCGCCGCCCGCCACGCCCUCCUUCUCCUUCCUUGGCGAUUUCUCCGCGCCGCACAUGCACAGCCCCUACCUGCAACCCAGCAGCGUGGGGCAUCUCUCCCACUACCCCCACCACCACCCCGGCAUGCCUCUGCCGCCGCCACCUGGCAGCGUCGGCCAGCCCGGCCACGCAGCCCCCUACCCGCACGGCCACGGGCACGGCCACCAGCACCAGCAGCUGCACCACGCGUACUCGCACCACGGGCCGUUUUCCGGUAUGCAUGGCAGCGUGGAUGCAGCGGCGGCGGCGGCGGCGGCGAUGGGCACGGCCAGCAAGGCGGCGCGCGGCGGCGGCGGCGGUGCCGGCACCGCCGCUGUGCCCAUGACCAUUCACGUGUUGCAGGAGGAGGUGGUGAUGAUGGGUGGCCUGGGUAUGGGCGGCUCCCUAUCGGAGCUUGCCGGGGGACUGCACAGCCCCGCAGGCAGCCUCGACUGCCUGGCCAUGAUGGACGCCCACGGCCCCGGGGCCGGCGAGGACGGCGGUGACGUCAGCAUGUGGGGCGCCCACCACUGAGCUGAGGGAGUGGAGGGAGGAGCGGCCCGCCCGCGCCGAAGGCGGAGGCGGGCAGUGCUGGGCGGGGGUGCAGAGGCACUGGAGAGGGGUGGCGGGAGAGGCCACAUGGCAUGUGGUGCGCGACUGCGGGAGUGUGGGUAACAUGUGUAGGAGUGAGAGGGUGGGAGCGAUACGGUAGAGCGGCACUGGGGCAUUGUGCCAAAUUGAUUCUUCUUCUUUGGAUUUAGGGAGGCUCCGAAAUGAGCCGUGCGGCAGCACAAGGGACCCAAUUAUACGGGGUGCUGCUGGAACUGAGGGCCCGGGCGUAUGCUUGACAGCUUGGGCGGCUUGGCUUUGACAUGCGGGCUUCACCGCUGGAGCGCGCGCAGACGCAAGCCAUGCAGCGCGCAGCUGCGGAGUCCUUUGGCAACAGAGGAACUCAACCCACACACAUGCUUGCAUGUAUGGCGUCCUAAGGCGCCCAUAGCAAGCGCGUGCAGCGCAUCUGACUUGACUGGGGACCGGCGCGAGGGACGAGAGUGGCCGUAGUGGGAGCCACAGGCUUCACGUAGCAUUCCGGGCCCUUGCGGAGGGAAUCAGGCACCAGGAUGCCCGCCCAUCAUCGGCAGCGUUUGCGGUAAUGGAUUUGGCAACGGCGCGCAGCGGUGACGCGACAUGAAUCAUUGAUGACCGGGUGUAUCUGUGCGUAUAAGUUUUGGGCUGGUGCUUAUUCUGUAUGGGUGUGCCACGCGGCCAUUGCGGCCGUGUUUGUGUGCGGCGGGCAUACGUUUGGCACUGACGCUGGCGCCGCAAACAAUCUGACACGUGUUGUGCCUUGGGCCCCGGGAUGGGGCUCGUGCAAUAGGCUUAGUCCAACAAGUACGAUUGAUUUGUACGACACGGCGUUUAUGAUGUUUGUACGGUAUGACCAGUGUGGUCCGGUAGACACUCAGGGAUACCGGUACACGGAGGGCCGAUUGCGCCCUUCCUGCUAGCAGUAGAUCCUGAAUACACAAGCCAUGUGCAGAAUGCGCCAUGGGCUUUUGUGUUCAUAGCCGGCCCUGCGCUUAUAGGCGGCCGAGAAGGGGAUACGCCCUUCGCUUAGUCCUGACCGUAGUGGAUAGCCUCACCUAGCCCAACCUAGAUGACGCGCAUGCGUGGCGGUUCGCCACGCAUGCGCUGAUUGAUUUGACUAGAAGCCCUUGAUUUUAUUCAUGGUAUGGGUGAACGGGCGUACUUAGAUGGCUGCGGGUUGAAGGGUGUGAUUGAGAAGCGACGCCGCAAGGACCAGGCAUGAGAGAACGGAUUGCCGUGUAGCCGUGUGCGGAUGUGAGCGACUCACAGGCCACCUGCUACGGAGGCCCAUGUAAGCAUUAUUCGUA
This is a messenger RNA of Chlamydomonas reinhardtii, 6342 nucleotides long. RefSeq lists its product as uncharacterized. The record is from RefSeq and is a predicted model, not a curated record. The transcript is spliced from 6 exons. Bases 491 to 4981 code for a protein of 1496 amino acids. NCBI's taxonomy places the organism in Eukaryota, Viridiplantae, Chlorophyta, Chlorophyceae, Chlamydomonadales, Chlamydomonadaceae.